Messenger RNA from Cercopithifilaria johnstoni, 1089 nucleotides. NCBI's taxonomy places the organism in Eukaryota, Metazoa, Nematoda, Chromadorea, Rhabditida, Onchocercidae. The record is from the annotation of a GenBank genome assembly.
AUGAGUUUCCAACAAUCUGGCUUGAAGGAAAAUAUUCACAUAUCAGAGGAAACUACUGAAUUGAUCGAAAGUUUAGCUCUUUUGCUUCGUGUUCCUCUAACAUCAUCCCAGUUGUCGAUUUGCGUGGAAUUGCUGCAAAAAGGUGUUUCACAUCGAAGUCUCGUUGACGCUAUAACUCGUUAUUCUGGAAAGGGAAACCAAUUAAACAAAAGAAUGCGUCGAAGCAAGCGGCAUCGUAACAGUGAGCUGGAUAAAGACGAACAAAAGUUACAAAUCGCAUUGCAAGAUAUCCAUAAAAAGAUGAAGUCGGUCAUUCCGUUGAAAAAGAAAGUUAAUGAAUCAUUGUCCGCCUUGCAAGAAUUAGUUGAUAAGAAUAAACUCAGUAUUGGAUGCAAAUUGAAUGGUCCUCUGCGAGGUCGGGUGUUAAACCUCUAUGAAAACGCUAAAAAAGCCUGUGAGGUGGAAUCCACUUGUGUAAGAAGACUUUUGGAGGAUAUUGAAAAAUUACGUAAAAAGAGAUAUGAACUACAACGCGGUAAUCUAGUGGGUCGUGGCGAACUGAUGCAAAUGUUGUCGCAGAGUGCUCGCACUGCUCCGCUGUGGAUUGGGCCUCCAGAUACUCAUCCACCUGCAUUAGUUGGUGCAAUUCCGGCACCUGUAUCGAUGUCUUUGAAGGUUGGUAUGGAAGUGGCCGCAUUCAUCGAUGGAAUAUGGAUGCUUGCUGAGGUAACUAGUGUUUUUGCAGCUUCAAAAUAUGAGAUUAAAGAUAUUGAUGAUGAACAAAAAGCUAAAUAUAUUGCUCGAAGAAGUCGUAUGAUUCCGCUACCUCGAUGGCGAGCAGAUCCUAUGCGUGACAGUCAUGCGCUCUUUCCUGUGGGUGCUAUUGUGCUUGCACUUUAUCCUCAAACAACAUGCUUUUACAAGGGAGUAAUCGAUCAAUUACCAGUUACAGCAAUCGACGAUUAUUUGGUUGCAUUCGAGGAUUCAGCUUUUCCACAGGGUUAUUCACCUCCUCUUCCAGUUCCCCAACGCUAUGUUCUCACUCAUAAAGUGCCAAAAAUAUAUAAACGUCGUGCUGCAAAGAAAUGA